Ustilaginoidea virens is the source of this 1455-nucleotide messenger RNA. RefSeq lists its product as uncharacterized. The transcript is spliced from 4 exons. The record is from RefSeq and is a predicted model, not a curated record. The coding region runs from base 1 to 1455 and encodes 484 amino acids. NCBI's taxonomy places the organism in Eukaryota, Fungi, Ascomycota, Sordariomycetes, Hypocreales, Clavicipitaceae. Gene Ontology annotation, biological process: mitotic sister chromatid segregation; cell division. Gene Ontology annotation, cellular component: MIS12/MIND type complex.
AUGAGCAACCAGCAAGGGCGUCGAACAAGCAAGCGCCUGGCCGCCGCGGCCGAUAUCGAACGCGACGAUGAUUUUCAAUUUGUACGCAAGUCCAAACGGCCCAAGACGGAGGAGCCAGAGCCAAAGCCGGCGAAAAAGGCAACGGCACGCGGGCUCUCGAGCACGACAGCCGCAGCAGCAGCAACUACUACCGUCGCUACUACUAAUACCACCGCUACCGCUGCCGCUGCCGCUACCACCAUUACCACCACCACCGCAGAACCUGUUGAGCAGGAGCAAGGCCACGAGGUGUCGCCAUUACCGACGAGCCUGGCCAGCGCGGGGCGACGGAUAUCCCCGCGGCGAAAAGGAGGCGAUGCUGCUGCACCUGAAGACGGCGCAGCUGCACGCAAGCCUUUGAGGAAAAGCACGCGGGGUUCCGCGGCGGAGGAGAAGGACCAGGCAGCCGCCGGGCGACCGUCGAAACCAGCCAGACGAUGGGAGCCGUCACCGACGCCGCGGCGGCCGGCCACGGAGUCGGCGGUCAUUGCGCUGCCGAUGAACGACACGCCCGUCAUCAACCGGAACAAGGAGAUGCGCAGAAAGGGAGGCAAGGCCAACAGAAGGAGCAGUCUGGGCUCGCGCGGACGAAGGGCCAGCUCGCUGAUCGACAACGGCCAGACGGCAACGCCUCACCGCGACGUGAACCCGGACGAGUUCUACAAGCACAUUGCCCAAGGCCUGCCGGAACCGAGGAGGAUGAAGCAGCUGCUCAUGUGGUGCGGCGAGCGGGCUCUGCCGGAAAAGCCGCGGCUCGGGACACACAACCCGAGCGCCGCGCUGGGUGCCCGAGCCAUUCAAGACCAGAUACUGAAGGACUUUGCCUCGAGACCAGACUUUUCCGACUGGUUCAGUCGCGACGACGAGGCGCCCAAGCCGACGGUGCUCAAGCCGAACCCGAGAAACACGGAGCUGGACGAGAGGCUGGCAGCGUUGGAAGCCAAGAUACAGAGGUUGCAACAAGAAAAAGAAGCCUGGCUAGCCAUACGGGAGCCCCAGCCCGACCUGCCGCCGCUCUUUGCACCCUCUGACGCCGCCGACGCCGCCGACACGACCGACACGGCCGUUGAGCUACCCGACCCGUCCCUCCUGGACCCCGACGAGGCGCGGAUACGGGCCCUCCUCGCCGACGAAUUGGUGCCGUUUGAGAGCCUCUGCACACAGACCGAGGAGCGGAUACGUAAGAUCCAAGCGUCGCUCGAGUUCGAGGUGGACCAGCUGGCGGACAACGUGCACAAGCUGGAGCAGCGGGUCCUGGCGGCGGGCGGGCAGGCCGACGCGGCGCUGGGGCUCGGCGCGGCGCGGCUGCGCGAGCGCGAGCAGAGGGACAGGACGCGCGCGGGGACGCGCGACAUGCCCGUCAUGGAGGUGCUGAGGAGCCUGAGCGCGAUGCUGCCCGAGGGGGGCGGGGGGUGA